AUGUUUUCCAUUAAAUUGCUAUACACGCUAGCAGGCACUUCCAUGAUAUCUCUCAUUAUCGUCACCAUUCUCAAUGCUCUCACCUACGGAUCAAUUCAAUCCUUAUCCUCACCUACCCGGACAACCGAGUUAGCCCCAGUGGCCUUAAGCGUGAUCAGCUGCAUGGCAAUGAUAAUGCUCACCUUCCUUGUCCAUCGAGAGAUCCACCAAAACAUCCAAUGGCCCCGAUGGAAGAUCGGUAUCUUAUUCCUCACAAUAACAUACUUCAUCGCCGCCACUGGUUCAACAGCAGGUACAAUGGCCACAACCCAUCCUACCCUGCCUUCACUGUGGAUUGCACGAUCUAUCUUCUGGGGAAUUUCAGUCUUUACAGAAGGAUGCUACUGUGGCUAUCUCCUUGUGAUUUGCUUCCAGCCCAAGGCCGAGACUGCCUGGCCACGAUCUUAUACUCUCUCUCAAGAGCUGAAGGCUCUCCCCGAGUCCCCGUCUCCAUCUCCAUCUCCAUCAGUGACAACCCCAACGCAAACACUCAGUGAUCCUUAUCCUGAUAUGAACCGCUUCGAUACAAGACGGGGUUCACUACGAAAAUAUCCCCGACGAUCUAAUCGUUAUUCAGGGGGCACAUUAUGUUUUGAACAGCAUAAGCAUGCCUCUUUCGAUACGACCUCUACUGCAUCAACAGCACCUACAACACCCACAGCACCACAUCACGACACUAACGACCACCACAACCAACAACAACAACAACUUCAAAUACCCAAUGAGAACGAUACUCGACCUCUCCGAGGCAGCAGCAGUAUCCGCAGCCUACCUAGUCUCCGUAUCCGAGACCAAUCCCCACAGCUAUCGCUCGACAAUCUCCUCCAAUCUCCAUCGCCAUCAGCAUCAAGCUACAAUCUGAACCUGAAUCUCGACUCCCCCACAGCAUCAAUGGAAGCACUGGGAUUCUCAACAGAAGACCGUAUUCACCCUCUCUUUCGCGCAACGAGCCCUUGUCCCUCUCCUACCCCUAGUCCCGGAACGCGGGUGAAGGCGUCCCCCUCUGCCGGACAGACGAUUACACAUAAGACGGUGACUCGGAUGCGAUCCGCACGGUCCCUCCGAGAACAUCGGAGUGGCUCGCCGUUUUUAAGUGAGGAGGAGAAGAAUAUGGCGCUUGUUCAUGCGGGACAUGUGCGGAGGAGUAUUACACAGUAUGAGAAGCGGUAUGAUUUGAAUGAAUCUCCUGAUGAGUAG
This is a messenger RNA of Penicillium angulare, 1236 nucleotides long. RefSeq lists its product as uncharacterized. Lineage: Eukaryota; Fungi; Ascomycota; Eurotiomycetes; Eurotiales; Aspergillaceae. The transcript has a single exon. The coding region runs from base 1 to 1236 and encodes 411 amino acids. The record is from RefSeq and is a predicted model, not a curated record.